Cotesia congregata is the source of this 765-nucleotide messenger RNA. Lineage: Eukaryota; Metazoa; Arthropoda; Insecta; Hymenoptera; Braconidae. The record is from the annotation of a GenBank genome assembly.
AUGAAAAGUAAAACAGAUAAAUUAUCAGAAAUGACUACGGAACAGACCAACUAUUCUGAAAAGUUCCAAAAAAUUGAAAGUAUUGAAAAAGAUGACAUAAAGAACCACAAAAAUGGAACAAGUAAUUCUCCUAACGAUCACAAAAAAUUGAAGCAUGUUAUGAGAGAAAAAGUUUUUGAAAUGCGUAACUCGACACUCACUGAUCUCUUUAGUGAAAUUAAGCAUGUCAAAACAAUUUACAAUUGUUUCGUAGCAUUGUUCUUGAUUGCGUUUUUGAAUACAGCUGUUUAUGAUAUUCUUCAAAAUGGAUCUCUAAGCCUCGGAUUUUUGACGAUAAAAUUAGGGUUCGGAAAAAUGACAACUGUUAUAAAAAUUUGGUGUUUUAUGGUGGCUUCAUCUUACAGUGUGUAUUAUUUCUACAAUUUCUACGCUCAUCAACGAAUUAAAUUAUCACCAAAAUCAUUUCAGUUAAAAAUUUGGGAUUACACGUGGUUCUUGCUGUUUGUUGGAUAUCAACUAACGUUCUUAGUUCUGCCGGCACACAUAAUUUUAAAAUCCCAGCUUCCGCCUCCUUCUACCACCAUCGUAUUAAUGGAACAGGUCCGCAUGAUUAUGAAAAUUCAUGCGUUUAUUCGAAGCACUGUUCCAUCAGUAUUGAAUCGUAAAUUACAUGACGGAAGUGGAGAUCUUAUUCCAAAAUUCAAUAAAUUUUCGUACUUUAUGUUUGCACCGACUUUGAUUUAUCAAGAUAAUUAUCCGAGGUAA